AUGCAGAAGUAUUCGUUUGGUGAGUUAGGUUACGAGGUCACGGCCUGUGGUUUGGAACGCAACAUCUGUUCAUUGGAGCAGAUCACUAAACAUCAGUUGAAUCUAGUUGGUUUGUUCCUGUCCGCUUUUGAAAGAGGCUGUAAAGCCGUUCAGCUGUACAAUGUGGAGAAUAAAGAGCCAUGGACCGGUAUUCUUAUUAAGAUACUGUCGUCGGGCGAGGCCGAAAAAAUGAAAUAUGUUAAUGUCGACGCGCUCCCGUUUCCUUACCCUUUUCAAAACCUCAUCCAACACUUCCGCUGUGUUGACGCAAUUAGUUUUGUAGGGACGUGUUUUCUCGCCCGAGCUUCCCGAUACAGGAUUCGCGCCGGCGACUGUACCUACCGAGCAAAAGAGACACAGAAGCGAGGCGUUCUGUCAGUCCGUGAACACACAUCACACCACGUGACCCGGUUACGGCACUCCAGACAUCUCGAUGGCUACCUACCUAUACACACUUCGGGCUUCGUACCGGGGACGUCGCCGAAGCUGGCGGUGAAGGACAACCACAAACCACUCUUUACAGAGUGCUUGAACUACAAGCCAACAGUCAAGGAGGAGCAACCUGUUGGGACUUACGUAUUCACGGUACACGCAGAAGAUAGAGAUCCGCCCGAGAUGGGAGGCACAGUCACAUACAAAUUCGUCUCCACUCCGGGAGAGAAAGAGAGGUUUCACGUAGACCCUGAAACGGGGAGAAUAACUACAGCUGAUAUAUUCGACCACGACGAGCCGUCGCGUGAAAAGGAGGCCUACAUAACGGUCAGGGCGAGUGACAACGGCCAGCCUCAGUUGGACGACGCGUGCACCAUCAAGAUCCUCAUAGAGGACAUCAAUGACAACCAACCGGUUUUCGACAAAGUUUCGUACUCGGAGUCGGUGCCACAAGACCUGCCAAGCGGUCGUGAAGUCAUGAGGAUAUCGGCCACUGACAUUGACGAUGGAAACAACUCCAUCGUACAUUACAGCUUGGACUCGAAUUCACCGGACCAGGCGUACUUCUACAUAGAUCCAGACAACGGAGUAAUCUUUUUAAACAAGACUAUUGAUAAAGUUCCCGGGUAUAAAUUUAAGUUGAGUGCCAUAGUGAAAGAUAUGGGCGAUCCGCCUCAGCAAAGUUCGAUUACUUUAGACAUUCAAGUCAUAGAGUCUAACAAGAAAAGCCCGUCUUUCAUAGAAGUUCCCGAUGAACCGAUAAGAUUAAAAGAAAAUUACGCCGACUUCAAUACGCCUAUAGCCACAGUCAGAGCUGUUUCAAACAUACCCGAAGAGAAGAAAUUACAGUUCGAAUUAGUAAUGGGUCAAACCGAGCAAACGAAUAAAUGGCAUACGUUUGUCUUGGAGCCAGAGGCCGAUUCGGCGUACAUAAAGCUCGGUAACCAUUUGGACUACGAGAAAAUCACCGAUUACACGUUGACUGUGAGGAUACAGAACAACUACAAACUGGCAGCGGAGACGAUAAUACAGAUAGAGGUUGAGGACGUGAACGACAACAUACCGAUAUUCAGCGAGAUAAGAUCGGGCAGCGUGUUAGAGAACGAGCCGCCGGGCACGCCCGUUAUGCAGGUGCGCGCCUUCGACGCGGACGGCACGUCAGCCAACAACCAAGUGACCUACGAGCUGGGCGACCCCUCCGACCCGUUCGCUAUAGACAGCAUCACGGGCAACAUAACCACCCUGAAGAUGUUCGACCGCGAGGAGAGGAGCUUCUACAACAUAAAGAUCAUCGCGACGGACAACUCGGAGUCGGCGCUGAUACCGGGGAAGCAUAACGCCGGCCAGCAGGUGUUCUUGAUAGAGAUCGCGGACAAGAACGACAAUAGGCCGCACUUCACCCAGGAGACGUACGUCGCCGAGUCCAUUGCGGAGAACGCGAACAUCAACGAGCUGGUGACGCAAGUGACCGCGGUGGACAUCGACACAGCCUCCGUGGUAACGUACAGCAUAGUGGCCGGCAACACUUACGACGCGUUCGUCAUAAGGAACUUCACGGGCGAGAUUCGCGUCAACAACGAGUUGGACUACGAGAACAUCACUAGUUACAGCCUCGACGUGAAGGCCUUCGACGGACUGUUUGAGGACUACGCCAAAGUUAUUAUAAACAUCGAGAAUUUGAACGACAACCCGCCAGUGUUCCUAGCGAACUACACGAAGACCAUUGAAGAGGAGAAACUUUACGAAGGCUGUAUUGUGAAGGUGGAGGCAUACGAUCCGGACAUAAAAGAUCGCAACGCGCCUCAGAACAUAGUCUACUCGCUGGUCAAGCACGAACAGAAGGAGUUCCUGCAGAUAGACAACGACGGCUGUCUCCGUCUCACCAAGCCCUUGGACCGGGACCAGCCUUCGGGGUUCACGAGGUGGCAGAUCCUGAUAAUGGCGGCCGAUCAGGGCGGCAGGCUCGGGUCCGACAGCCUGAGAUCCACAACCGAGGUCAUCUUGGAGCUCACGGACAUCAACGACAACGCACCAUUCCUCACUAAUACUCAGCCCGUCAUAUGGUACGAGAACGAGCCGCCUGGGCAGGUGGUAGUGCUCACCGCCAAGGAUUACGACUCCGCUGAGAACGGCCCGCCUUUCACCUUCGCGCUCAACGAUUCAGCCAGCUUCGACAUACGAUCGAAGUUCCACAUACAAGGCAACGUACUAUCGACUUUAGUAUCAUUCGAUAGGGAGCAGCGGAAGGAGUACAGGAUACCGGUGGCGAUAACCGAUUCAGGGACGCCACGACUGACCGGUGUGUCCAUACUGCACGUGGUGAUCGGAGACAGAAACGACAACCCUAUGGCCCCGGGGCACAGCGAUAUAUUCGUAUACAAUUACAAGGGCGAGGCACCGGACACCGAGAUCGGGCGCGUGUUCGUCGACGACCCGGACGACUGGGAUCUGCCGGAUAAGCGGUUCAUGUGGCUGCCCUCAUACGAGCAGCGCAGCCCCUACUUCGACGUGCACAGCAACACGGGCAUGAUAACCAUGAAGGAGGGAACACCCAACGGGACGUAUCUACUACGGUUCAACGUGACAGAAGAGAACGAGCCCCUCGUACCGUUCCACUGGGUGGAGGCGACCGUGAACGUGACGAUAAAGGAGAUCCCCGAAGAAGCGGUCGACAAAUCCGGUUCGAUACGCUUCGUCAACAUAACUGCCGAGGAGUUCAUAGUGCCCGAAGGAGACGGUACGAGUAAAAAGGACAAGCUGCAUCGCCGUCUCGCUCAGCUCUACAACACGUCUAUGGACAACGUGGACGUCUUCACCGUGUUCAGCAAACCCACCGUGAAGGACGUCUUCUUGGAUGUCCGGUUCGCAGCGCACGGGUCCCCCUACUAUCCCGCGGAGAAAUUGGAUAGUAUGGUAAUUGGGAUCCAGGAAAAGCUCGAGGAGGAUCUGCAAGCCAAGAUAUACAUGGUGAAGAUAGACGAGUGUCUGAUCGAGAAGGAGCAGUGCGAGGACUCCUGCCGCAACGUCCUGAUGAAGAACAACGUGCCGUUGUCAGUCUACACCAAUACCACCAGCUUCGUUGGCGUAUCAGCGCGCGUGGAGUCGGAAUGCACCUGCGACGUCGAGGAACCGCUGGUCUGCUUGAACGGAGGCACACCUUUCGCGGACAAGUGCGAGUGUCCGGAAGGCCUGUCGGGCCCGCACUGCGAGCAGACCUCCAUCGGUUUCCAUGGCGACGGCUGGGCCAUGUAUCCCUCCCCGCCCGCCUGCCACGAGGGCCACGUCACCCUCACCGUGACGUCACACGCCAGCAACAGCCUCGUGUUCUACCUCGGCCCGCUGAAGCACAACCCUCUGCUGGACGUUCAAGAUUUCAUGUCUCUCGAACUGGUGGACGGAUUCCUCGUCCUCCUGGUCAACUACGGUUCGGGGACUACCCGACUCAACAACAGCGUGGUGCACGUCGCCGACGGGAAGCCCCAUCUCAUAGAGAUCGUCCUCAUGCGGAGCUCCAUAGAGAUGUUCGUGGACAGGUGCAAGCUGUCGACGUGCAUGAGCCUCGCAGCCCCGACCGGACCACGGGAAAUACUGAAUGUCAACGGGCCCCUCCAAUUGGGUGGCGCGAGCAUCGACCUGCAGUAUCUCGCGCGGACUUUCGGCUGGCAGCACGUGCCGACGAACCAACACUUCGUCGGUUGCAUCAGCAAUUUCACGUACAACGACUUCAUGUACAACUUGGGCGAGCCGUCCGUCCAUCACAACGCUGAUCCCAGCUGCCAGAAAAGCAUGUUCACCGCGAUUACCUUCGGCAUCGACACCAACUUCCUGGUCGCCAUAUUAGUCUGCAUAGCGAUAUUAGUCAUACUGCUGCUGGCGGUGGUGGUGCACCGGCGGCGUGCCGACGCCUGGGCGGAGAAGGAGCUGGACGACAUAAGGGAGAACAUAAUCGCGUACGAGGACGAGGGCGGCGGCGAGGGCGACGCCGGCUACGACCUGCACGUGCUGCGCCAGAUGUACGACGGGCCGCCGAUGGACGGUGACCGCUCCGCCACCUUCAUGCAGGCCCCAGUGGUGGGAGCUGCGCCGGACAUAUCCGGAUUCCUGGACGACAAGAAAUCCGUCCUCGACCGAGAUCCGGACAUCAAUCCGUACGACGACGUCCGGCACUACGCUUACGAGGGAGAUGGCAACACUAGUGGCUCUCUCUCUUCUCUCGCAAGCUGUACCGACGACGGCGACCUGAAGUUCAACUACCUGUCCACGUUCGGGCCCCGCUUCCGCAAGCUGGCGGACAUGUACGGGGACACAGAGGAGGAGAGGGCGCCGCACGAGGAGUCCUGGUGC
Iphiclides podalirius (scarce swallowtail) is the source of this 4815-nucleotide messenger RNA. The record is from the annotation of a GenBank genome assembly. NCBI's taxonomy places the organism in Eukaryota, Metazoa, Arthropoda, Insecta, Lepidoptera, Papilionidae.